GGCUAGCUAUCCUUAUCAAUGUACUGUACCUUUUUGCGGGCUUUCUAAUACUCCGAUGACAGCUCAGCAAGGGGCGCCGGCAACGGGCCUCAGAAGAAAUAUCUCUUUUCUCGCCGAUCAUUAGCGUGUGAAGUUGGAGGUGGGUAUACUCUGGGUUAUAUUAUCCCGUGGUAUAUCUACGUUUUGCCGUUUGUAGCGAAGCCCGAUAUUCAGCUGGAGGGGUCGAGUCCCCGCGCGGAGACAUGUCAGGCGAAUGGAAAAAAGCAUGGCCAGACCGUUUGACAGACGCUAAGUUCAGAGCAACUAUAAGAUGCUGAGCUGUGGCCACAUGCAAUUGAUGCCUCUUUUCCCUUUUUUUCGUCCUCACCUUGACCGCGGAUUGCCUGUCAGACUCGCUCGCCCUCAUACGGUGCGACCACAGACAAGCGAGAGCCAUGACUCUCUCCAGCAUCGUCUCCAUCUCCUGGUUGACAUUUCUCUCCACGAGCGUCCUGGCCCAACGCACCGUCGUCCCCGCGCACUUCACCGGCACCGAACAAAGCCACACGCAAUGGAUCUCCAACGCCACGGGCUUCGACGCCCCCAUGAACCAGCCCCUCAACGACACCUCCUUCGACUGGUGGUACUUUGACGUCGUGCAGGAGCCCGACGGGCGCGGCCAGAACCACCCCUCGAUGGCCAUGACAUUCCACACCACGGGCCGCGACGGCAUGGAUGUGUUCCAGAAUCUGUUUCCCCUGGGUCUGCCGAGUAAUAAUCUCAUUCAGAUCAACCUCAAUUGGCCAGAUGGGGGGAAAGAUGCGUGGGUUCUUGUUGGGGAUGAGGCGGUGAUUACGGUCGAGGGGGAUGGAGCGAGUGGGGAGUUCAGGGGGACGGGGUGUGCGUUUGAGGGGGAGGCGGAUUUGUCCGAGUAUACGGUUCAUGUGGACGCACCGGAGAAGGGGAUUGUGGGGACGUUUCGGGUUAGAGCGGAUGUUCCACCCCAUUACCCAUGUGGCCCAGCAGAGGCCGGACAAGACAUGCAGGUCGUCCCGGGCGUGGGCUGGAUGAACGCCAUCCCGGACGGAUACGGCGAGGCCGACUUUAGCAUCCGCGGCAAGCCAUUCAGUGUCCGCGGUCGCGGAUACCAUGACCACAACUACGGCAGCCGCCCCUUCUCGGAAUCCGCCUACUCGGCCUACUGGGGCCACGGCCGGCUCGGCGAGUACGCCUUUGUCUGGCUGACGGUCCUAACACCGACCCUCGAAGAGCACGUGUCUGCCUACGUGACGAAAGGAACUGAGAUCCUCGUCGCGCGCUGCGGGGGAAUCACAAUCCGGCCAUACGGUGAGCACUCUACGUACCCGCCGACGCGGCGCACGGGCGCUCCAGAGGGAUUCACGAUCAGCGUCGAUACGCCAGAUGGGCUGUUUGAACUGCAGGCGGAGACGAUUCAUAUCCAGAUCAACUUUGACUUUUACCGGCGGUUUACGGGGAGGUUCACUGGGACAUUGGAUGGGGAGCCGCUUCCGGAUGGGGUGGCGCUUUGGGAGCAGUUUGCCCUUGAUAAGGAGUAG
Aspergillus calidoustus is the source of this 1556-nucleotide messenger RNA. The record is from the annotation of a GenBank genome assembly. NCBI's taxonomy places the organism in Eukaryota, Fungi, Ascomycota, Eurotiomycetes, Eurotiales, Aspergillaceae.